AUGGUCAAAGCACAGGAGCUUCACCUCAAUACAGCUUGCUCCUCGACAGAAUUCAACCUCACAAAGUAUAUCCCGGAUGAACUUUUUGAUGAGCUAUCGCCCGACCUGAAAAAAAUUGUGAAAAGCUUGGAUUACCAAGACAUGUUGGCUUUUUUGAAGCUACAUGUCAAGAAAGGGCCAAUGCUCCCUGAGCAGGCAUUUAACGCUCUCAAAGCAAUUAACGUGGAUACCUACGAAAAGGUGAAGCAGCUUUUGGAGGCCCUCGCAAAGCGCUUCGUCAAGUUGACCCCCGACGCCCAGGAGAUGUUCCGGAAACGGUACACCAGCUUCAUCUUUGCGUUCAACGACCUGACCGAGGAGGGCAGAAAAUCGAUCAAGGACCAAUUUCCCAUCGUCUACAAGCUGGCUACAGAUUUUGAUUUCUUUUCCAACAUAAGCCCGAAAAUUGAAGAAAACGUCAAGACCUUGAUUCGUCAUGACUUUCGCGAGAAAGUGGUCGCCCUCGGAGCAGCCGGCCAAAAUGAA
Messenger RNA from Mesorhabditis spiculigera, 525 nucleotides. The record is from the annotation of a GenBank genome assembly. NCBI's taxonomy places the organism in Eukaryota, Metazoa, Nematoda, Chromadorea, Rhabditida, Rhabditidae.